Molecule: messenger RNA, 8378 nt
Organism: Thunnus maccoyii (southern bluefin tuna)
Lineage: Eukaryota; Metazoa; Chordata; Actinopteri; Scombriformes; Scombridae
Gene: grid2ipa
Product: glutamate receptor, ionotropic, delta 2 (Grid2) interacting protein, a
Exons: 23
Coding region: 659-6667 (2002 amino acids)
Biological process (GO): regulation of DNA-templated transcription
Molecular function (GO): protein binding
Source: RefSeq, a predicted model, not a curated record
UUGGCUUAGUUGAAACACUGCUGUAUUGGGUUCGUGUAACCUUGAGCAUAUCUGCAGGCUACAUCUCUAACUGGUGCUGAGGUUAACACAGACGCUAUAAUCAGAGAAGUGUCCCUGGCUGGUACACCACACAGUUUCUGGGUCAUUCCUCAGCCCUCUGAGAGGGCCCCAUGCACAUGAGCAACAGAGGGAGACAGAGAGAGAGGUUGGGAGAGAGAGAGAGAGGGAAAGGUAUUUAUAGAAAAAUGGGGCUUCGCAGUACCUUUUCUUGCAAAGAACCAUUUCAGGACCAAGUGUCCCAGUUUUCUGAUCAUCGCUCAGCCAUAGGGCUUGGACUGAGGCUGAGGCUGGAUCGCCUCACCCAGGAUGGAGAGCCUGACUUACAGACGCUCUCCCCUCUCCUCCGGCCUCCCUCUCCUCAGCUCCAGUCCGCUGGUUCUCUGAUUGAGAACAGGGGGAGGCACUGGCCUACAUAAUCUACAGAUGUGACCCUUUAGGUGUACUCGAUUUGCCUAGCUGGGUAGAAGCUUUUGGAGGCAGUGAGCUCAGGUGAGGAGCAGCAAGAGGGUGUCCGUGGACACUCUUUGGCUGCAACAACCCCCAGGUUGGGGGUGUAGGGAGGCUGGCUGGAACGUGCCCCGCUGCAAGCCGGGCAAGGAUGAGGCGUUUCCUGAGCAGAAAGGGCCGCUUCUCCCUGCGCCAGAGCAAGUCUGGGACCCGGAGUGCCUCCAAAGAUUUCUACCUCGGCCUGCCAGCCACCAAUCAGAACUGGCCUGAGGCUUUUGGCUUCCGACUGGGGGGCACUGGGCCCAGCUACAUCCUGUCCGUGGUGGAGGGCAGUAGCGCCUACCUGGCAGGUCUGCAGCCAGGGGACCAAGUGGUGGACAUCGAGGGCCAGGACGUGACCAACCUCAGCACUCCGGCACUCAUCGCCCUGGCUCAGACCCUCAAGACGGUGCCACCCAGCAUUGGAGUGGUGUCACGGAUCGAACAGCUUGACAUCACUCCUGGCCCAGAUGGCCGUUUUGGCUUCACCAUAGUGGGAGACAGCCCUCUCAUGGUGGAGGACUGCAUGCCCAACGGUCCGGCUGGUCGCACUGGCCUCAAGGCUGGGGACUAUGUCAUGGAGGUCAACGGCAUCCCGGUGAAGCAUCACGAAACAGCAGCGGCCAUGAUCAAAGCAGCCCAGGGUCGCCCUCUGCGUCUGGGCGUGCUCAGUAUGGCCCGGCGGCCCAAGCGGCUGAGCAGCAGCAUGAGAGUGCUGUCACAGAGUGGUGAUAGCGUGAGGGAGAGUCGCGCCCACAAGGCCAUGGAGUUCAAUAAGAAGGUGGAGGAAGUGCUCGGAGAGGAGCCAGAUGUGAAGGAACAGCUGUUUGAGGUGCUGAAGCAGUAUGCUGCUGAGAGGGAUGUGGAGAGUCUGGCUGAGGCCCUGCCUGACAUCCUGAUCACAGAGGAACAUCAACAGCUAAUUGACAGCGUCAGGAUCUUCAUCCCCAAGAAGCACCGGGAGCGCUUUGACGAGGUGGUUUCCCAGAGCCUGAUGAGCCGCAUCAAGGGGCGUAGCUUUAGUGACCCUAGCCGUAACCGCCUUCGCCGCAGCCGGAGUGAGGAUCACCCAGAACGACUUCUGGUCUCCACCCGCGCCAGCUCAGUUCCACGCACCCACGCGGAAGAAGGCGUGGCCCCACCCACCCGCGGCAUGCGCAAGACCACCUCACUGAUCGCUGGCCACUCCAGUGGCUCCACAACCAACUGCAGGACAGUGAGAGUGUGCAAGGGCAACAUGAGCUUUGGCUUCACUCUUAGAGGCCAUGCUCCAGUGUGGAUUGACUCUGUCAUCCCAGGAAGCCCAGCAGACAAGGCAGGUCUAAAACCAGGAGACCGCAUCCUGUUUCUUAAUGGACUGGACAUGAGGACCUCCUCCCACGAGAAGGUGGUAUCCAUGCUCCAAGGCAGUGGUGCCAUGCCCACCCUGGUAGUGGAGGACGGCCCGCCUACUUUCAGCCUAUCAGAGCAGGACCUCACAGGGGGUGGCGUUCCCACAGAACGUGCCCGCUCUCCUAUGCUCAGCUCCCUGCAGUGGGUAGCAGAGAUUCUGCCUCCCAGUAUCAGGGUGCAGGGCCGUACCUUUGGACAGCAGCUGGAGCACCUGCUGACUAUCCAAGAGAGGUAUACCAUCUGCAAGGCUCUGGAGAACUUCUUCCAGCACAGGAAUGUUGACACUCUGAUCGUGGAUGUGUUCCCGGUGCUGGAUACCCCAGCCAAACAGGUGAUCUGGCAAUUUGUCUACCAGCUGCUGACGUAUGAAGAGCAGGAGCACUGCCAGAGCAAGAUCUCGCGCUUCCUUGGAUACAAAGCACCAGUUCCACCACCACCACCACCUCCUCCCCCUCCUCCAGAGCCUGAGGUUGUCCCUGAGCCCCAUCGCCGUAGCAGCUCCAUGAGGGUGACAGGGACCACGUACAGGAGCAGUGUGAGGGGACGUAGCUCUGAUGACCUGGUCAUCGGCACACACUUGGGCAUGGGCGUCCGUGCAGAGCCAGUACUGGAGACAGGGAUGAGGUUGGCUCCAGGGGAAAGACAGUCAGGAGAUGGUACCUCACUUCCUGAGACUCCCAACAACCUCACCAAUUUGUCAGCAGUGUAUGCUGAACUGGAGAACAUGUACUCAGCCAAGAGGUCCAAGUCCCUGAAGAGUCGCCCUCCUCCUGCCCCUGAGAGUUUGCUGGAUCUGGAACCUCCUUCCGGCACAGCUUCCCCUACAAUACAUGCUAACACAGGUAGCCGUAAAGCCCCCCCUCCUCCUGCAUCCUGGUCAGAGCCUCUUCCCAGCCCUCCUCCAUCCCAGUUCUACUCAUCAGGGCUGACAAGUCAGACCAGUGGGGAGUCCAACCCCUACAUUAGCCUGGACAGCCCCCCACCUUCACCACCGGAGCCCCCUGACUACCCAUCGAGUCCCCCCGCCCACCGCAGCAGCAAGCGCCGAUACACUUUCUCCAAACCGCCUCGGUCUGAAGACACAGAUCGUUUUCUGGACGCACUGAGUGAGCAGCUGGGACAGAGGGUGGCCAUCGUUGAUGACUUCCUGACACCUGAAAAUGACUACGAGGAGAUGGGAUUCCCAGAUGAGGAGGAUGAGGACAAUGAAGAAGAGUUGGGGGUGGACGAAGAAGAAAAUGGAGGAUUUGUGGCCCCAGAACUCAGCAGCCCAAGUGAUGUUCAGAGCAGCAGUGGAGAGGAGAAUGCCUCUUCCCUCACCUACUCCUCAUCCUCUGACCACAUCCCUCCGCCCCCCAUGACCCCUCCUCCACCCCCACCUGUUCAGUUCAAUGAUCCGCCUCCUCCCUCUCCUGUACCUGCUCAGACUCAGCCUCAGCAGCAACAGCAGCAACAGCUUAACUACACCCCUGAACACUCCCCGAGAGCAUAUGUGCCCAUCCGCCGGAAAUCUGGCCCACCUCCCCCACCUCCACCCCGCAGUAAUCUGCCAACUAAACGCCACUCCCUACAUAAAAUGAUGCCCACAAGAGAGGACAUACAGGUUCAUGCUACCAUACAAGAGCUAAAGGCCUUCCAAGAACAACAAGUCUACCAGGAAAGACAAGCUUACGAGGAACAACAAGCAUAUAAAGAGAGGCAAGCAUAUGAAGAGCAGAAAGCCUAUGAAGAACAACAACUGUUCCAAGAGCAGCAGGCCUACCAGGAGAAAAUUUUCAAAGAGAGACAAGCCUAUGAGGAGCAGAAGGCGUAUGAGGAGCAAAAAACUUUUGAGGAGCAACAAAUGUACCAAGAGCAACAAGUCUACCAAGAAAGACAAGUAUAUGAACAGCGUCAAGCCUACCAGGAACAAAAAGUGUAUGAACAGCGUCAAGCCUACAAAGAGCAAAAAGCAUUUGAGGAGCUUCAAGCCUACCAGGAGCAAAAAGCAUACGAGGAACGUAAAGCUUAUGAGGAGCAAAAAGCAUAUGAGGAACGUAAAGCUUAUGAGGAGCAAAAGGCAUACGAGGAACGUAAAGCUUAUGAGGAGCAAAAAGCUUACGAAGAGCGCCAAGCCUUCGAGGAGCAACAAAUGCAACUGAUCUACCAGAGCCACCACUCGAUGCCUGCCCAGCCCACACAACAGAAAUCCCACUCUCCACUCCCUCUCCAACAACUGCACCAGUCCUUACCCCCCCUCCCCUCACCAGACUCCACCCACCAACACGUUAACCAUCCUCUCUACAUGAUACGCCAAGCACAGCAGCAACAGGUCCACCACAGUCAUUACCACCGACGUCAGUCUCGCUCAGCCCCACCCCCACACCAGCCGUCACCCCAACCAACAGUCCAUCCCAGCCAGCAGGGUCAGUAUGCUGAAGGUAUCUACCAAAGUCAUCAGGGCCUAAGAACCCAGCCCCACCAUUCUUCAGCGGAAAUGCUUAACCAGAUGCACCAAGCCCCAGCUCACCAUUCCUCUGCCGAGGUGCUCCACCAGUUGCAACAAUCACAAGCCCACCACUCAUCUGCUGAGAUGCUGCAACAGAUGCAACAAGCCCACUACUCGUCAUCAGAAAUGCUCCACCAAAUGCAUAAAUCCAAGGCCCAUCAUUCUUCAUCUGAACUCCUGCACCAAGCACACCAGAUGCAGCAAAUGCAGCCUCACCACUCCUCGACCGAACUUCUCCAUCAAGCUCACCAGAUGCAUCGGGGACAAGCCCACCAUUCGUCCACCGAGCUGCUCCAUCAAAUACACAAACCCCAGGCCCACCACUCCUCGACAGAGCUUCUCCAUCAAGCUCAUCAGAUGCACCAACCGAAGCCCCAUCACUCCUCCACAGAGCUUCUGCAUCAAGUCCAGCAAGAGCCUGCCCCCCUCCAAGUUCAGCUAAACCGGGAGAGCCACUCACACCAGAGCCGCAGAAGUCUGAAAGGUCAUCAUCAAACCCAAGUGUCACCGCAGGGAAGACACCAAGAGCAGCAGAUCCACCAAACCCAUCACCCCCAGCCCACCAAACCCUCUCCCCAGAGACCCCACUCAAUCCAGCAGACCCACCACCACUCCAGCACUCCUCAGAUCCACCACAUCCACCACAUGACCCCACAGCCCCCACCGCAGGACUUCCAACACCAGAUUCAAGUCAUCCACCCUCCCCAGCAGCCCCACAGACCCCAGCCCCUUCUUUCUACCUUUCAGCCCCUCCAGCCCCUCCAGCCGCACCAGCCCACCCUCUCCACGUUCCAGCCCCUGCCCCAACACCACCAAUCCCAGCACCAAGUCCAAUCCUCCACCCAAGCCACCCGUCCACAGUCCCAACCCUCCCACCACCUGCUGCAGUCCCAACACCAGCCCCAAACCCAGGCCCACCACAAACCGAGUCAGCCCCAGUCCCUCCCCCACUCUCUAUCAGACCCCUCAGAGCACGUGGAGCCCCCUCCGCCUCCACCCCUGCCCCCACCUUGCUCCCCUCCACCCCUGCCAAGGCCCAGUCUCUCCAGGAUGGACUCCAACCACAUGAGUGUGAAGAGGUUGCGCUGGGAGCAGGUGGAAAACUCAGAGGGCACCAUCUGGGGACAGUUGGGAGCAAAUUCUGACUAUGAAAAACUGCAUGACAUGGUGAAGUAUCUGGAUCUGGAGCUGCACUUUGGGACACAGAAGAGCUCCCUGCCUGCUCCAGAGCCAUCUCCACAGCCAGAAACUUUCAAGAAGAAAGAUGUGAUUGAAAUUCUGUCCCAUAAGAAGGCCUACAAUGCCUCCAUCCUGAUAGCCCACCUGAAGCUGUCCCCUGGGGAGCUGCGUCAGGUGCUGAUGAACAUGGCCACUGAUAGGCUGGAGCAAACUCACAUCAAACAACUGCUGCUGUAUGCCCCUGAUGCAGAGGAGGUGAAAAAGUAUGAAGAGUACAGACAGGACCCGAGCAAACUCAGCGAGCCAGACCAGUUUGUGUUGCAGAUGUUAUCGGUACCAGAGUACAAGGUCCGUCUGCAGAGCCUCCUCUUCAAGUGUUCUCUACAGGAGAAGACAGAGGAGCUGAGGGGAGCGUACGACUGUAUAUACAAGGCCUCCUUAGAGCUGAAGACAAGCAAGAAGCUGGCCAAGAUACUAGAGUUUGUGUUGGCGAUGGGGAACUACUUGAAUAACAGCCAGCCUAAAACCAGUAAGACAACAGGAUUCAAGAUCAACUUCCUUACAGAGUUAAGCACAACUAAAACAGUGGAUGGGAAGUCAACGUUUCUGCAUAUUCUGGUCAAGUCAUUAUGCCAUCACUUUCCUGAAGUGUUGGAUUUUUCCAAAGAUCUAACCAUGGUUCCUCUUGCAGCCAAAGUAAACCAGAGGACUAUCACAUCAGAUAUGAAUGACCUCCAUACAACCAUCCAGGACAUUCGCUCAGCCUGUCAGAAGAUGCCUGCGACUGCUGAGGACCGUUUUGCUGUUGUCAUGAGUAACUACCUGGAAAACAGCCAUCCAGCGGUCCAGUCUCUGGAGUCCCUCCAACAGAGAGCAAUGGAAGAAUUUUCCAAAACUGCUUCCUACUUUGGAGAGGAUGGCAAAAACGCCAACACUGAGGCCUUCUUUGGUAUCUUUUCUGAAUUCAUCAGCAAGUUUGAGAGAGCUCUCAGUGAUCAGCAAAUUGCAGAAAACCCGAAGAGCCCCAGAAGUCCACGAAUGGCCUCACCGCUGGCCUGGUAACACACACACACACAUAAAGAGAUGAUCACAUAGUUCAUACAGCAUGCACACAUGUACACAGAUACAUCUACAGACGUACUGUACACAUACUCUGUAUAUACACACACCCACAUACACAGAUACACACUUUUGAGCAAAAAAAAAACAAGUUUUUAUGUACAGUAUUUAUGUGUUUUUGGCCAAAUUAAGGGCAAUGAAGAAGUUUUGGAAAGAGGCAAAAUAUAAAGUCUCUUGCAUCAAAGAUGGAUAAUUUAGCUUUAUGCCAGUGGUGUACUAUAUGUAUCCUCCUGUAUUGAAAACUUAAAUGGCUAAGAAGACCAGUAAUAGAACAACACCUUGUUUGGCCGUCAAGGUAUCUCUGCUGUUUGAAAGAUAGUUACUCAGCAACCUCCUAUAGUUUAAGUUUUCUUUAUCUAAGACUGAGUUUAGGUCAUUGAAUACCUCUGUAAGGGUGGUAUAUAAUUCUACAAUAAAAUCUUUGUGAUAUAUAAGAAGUAGCUUUACAAAUGAAAAUUUAUCCUGAAAUAGAUGUUUAAUUAAAAUACCCUCACAUACAGUACAGUUGGAGGUUUGGAAGAAAACCACAAAAGCAGUUUUCCUCUUAGUUUACAUGUUGUGUAUUUUUGUAAGCCGCCCACCACACUGAAUGUAAUAUGAGUUCUUUACUAAGUGUAGCUUAUUUUCUUGAGUAAACACUCAAAUACUCAGCUGUCCUGAUGGUACUUUGUAAAAAUGGAUUGUUUCAUUUGCUGCAUUGUGUCAAUGAGUUUUCCAAAACUUACCAUGUCAAUCAUAGCUGUAUGAAUUGUUUUCUAAAUGGUAAUGUAUGAUACUUAACUUUGAAUGCUACCUACUUGUACAUAUGAGACAAUGUCAGUGGGAGUUGGAACUUACUACUUGUUUUAUAAAAGACAAUUUAAACUGUUGCAAGGAUCAUUUUUAACCCAGCUAAAGUCAUUAACACGCAAUAACAGAUAGUAGAUUUGGGAUCAUGUGGAGAUUACAGCGGGCAGUGUGCAAUAUGUGGAUGUUUAGCUGUGUUCCACUUUAGAUAUUAUACUCAUUUUACUGUAACAGAGAUAUCUUGUGUUUGUACUGUACAGAAGGAGAGUGAAUAUAAAGAAUACAGUCGCUACAAUAUACUGUAUAAAGCACUUUGUUACCUUCAUUUAUUGCCAAAAUAUUUCUUUUAUUGAUCAUAUCAUAUGUCUGAACAGGAAGUUAUACCACUGAGAGGACAGCAGUGUUGUUAAGUUUAGUGCAGCAGAUUCAGUAUUUUACAUAAUUGUCAAUCUAAUAAUACAGCAUACCAGCUUUUCAGAUAUGCCAUUGCUUUGUGAAGCAUAAAGCUUAGUCUUCAAGUGAUAUUUUUAAAUGGUAAAGCAAAUUAUUAUGACAAGAAUAAUAUGUGCAGCUACAGUGGUAAAUGCUUUGUUUUCUAAACUUAUGAAUUGUUUGAUUCUGCUUGAAUUAUAGAAUUUAAACUUCUGAAGUGUUGCUGUCUGUUUAAGGCCUAUAAAGUGUUAAGUCUGUAUUUUGUAUUGUAUCCUUACAAUGCUGACAAAUAUAAAGAGUCAUAUGAAGUCUACUUUCACCUGAAUGUCUGUGUUUUAUGACUUCUGAUGGAAAAAAAAAACAUCUGUAAUGGUUGCUGAUAUGCUCAUGGAAAUGUGUUGUCUUAUAGAGAAAUAAAACCAUAUGAAGCAUUGUA